Messenger RNA from Lutzomyia longipalpis, 742 nucleotides. RefSeq lists its product as uncharacterized. The record is from RefSeq and is a predicted model, not a curated record. Bases 186 to 500 code for a protein of 104 amino acids. Lineage: Eukaryota; Metazoa; Arthropoda; Insecta; Diptera; Psychodidae. The transcript has 3 exons.
UCGCAGCUUCGCAAAACUUGUUGAUCAUAUUUAAGUCGUGCCCGCGUCUGAACCACUUCACACGCCAUCCGCGCUCUUACCAGGUGAAAACACUCGCUUGUGUGGUGUGUGCGCUUCCUCAAAAAGUGAAAGAUCAGUGCGUCUCUCCUCCUUGGGAUUUACAACAUAUCUGCCGCCACACGACAAUGGCAUCCAUUGGUGCUGUGUUUCUGUGUAUGGUGCUCUUCAUCUUUAUUGCUACUGUGUCUAGUGCCCCAGUUCCUGCCGAUCACGCCAAAAUUCGCAUUCAUGUUCCCGUGAAGCAUCACACACACUUCAUCACGAAGACACUUGUGAAGAAAAUUCUGGUCCCGGUGAAGGAACCAAAGAAGAAGCAUCACAGUCACAGGCACUACCAGGAAGAUGAUGAAGAUGACUGGCUCGAUCGUGAAGAUCGAGGAUCACGAGGAGGCUACCACUACCCAAGUCCAAAGAAGAAGAAGUUCCAUCCUUUCAUCUAAAAAAAAAGGAACACAACUCCCACCCCUCGUUACACCAAACUAGAGUGCUCGUCCUCCUAAUAGACAUGUAGCAUCACCAACCAUUGUACCUGGUUAGCUGAUCUUGCGCUCUCAUCUUCAUUUCUGCGAUCUUCGCGUGAUCAUUUUCACUCCACCAUAGACAUUAUCUACAUGUGAGAGUUUUUAUUAUAUAUUAUGUACGGUUUUAUUGACAAAAUAAAAUAUAUCUUUCGUAUUUAUAA